This is a messenger RNA of Pseudoliparis swirei, 2959 nucleotides long. RefSeq names its product nuclear cap-binding protein subunit 1 (gene ncbp1). Gene Ontology annotation, molecular function: RNA cap binding; mRNA binding; protein binding. Gene Ontology annotation, cellular component: nuclear cap binding complex; nucleus. Bases 134 to 2527 code for a protein of 797 amino acids. Lineage: Eukaryota; Metazoa; Chordata; Actinopteri; Perciformes; Liparidae. The transcript is spliced from 23 exons. The record is from RefSeq and is a predicted model, not a curated record. Gene Ontology annotation, biological process: nuclear-transcribed mRNA catabolic process, nonsense-mediated decay; regulation of mRNA processing; mRNA export from nucleus.
UUUCGGCACUCCGAGCAGCGGCCAGGCUGAGCGGUCUAGAAGCUGACUUAUCGGAUAAAAAAGAAAGUUUCACAUCCUCUUGCCUCGUCGAAUUAAGCGGAGUGUUACAACUACAAAUAUAAAAAAGAAGAAAAUGUCUCGAAGACGACACAGCGACAGCGAUAAUGAGGGGGGUCAGGCACACAAGAGGAGGAGGACCUCGGAGCCCAUUGAGAUCGAAGACCGCCUGGAGUCACUGAUAUGUCGAGUCGGGGAGAAGAGUACGUCGUCCCUGGAGAGCAACUUGGAGGGCCUGGCGGGCGUGUUGGAGGCCGACCUUCCGAACUACAAAAACAAAAUCCUGCGCAUUUUAUGCUCCGUCGCCCGCAUCCUGCCCGAGAAGCUGAGCGUGUACACGACGUUAGUCGGGCUCUUGAACGCCCGGAACUACAACUUUGGGGGCGAGUUCGUGGAGGCGAUGAUCAGACAACUGAAGGAGACGCUGAAAAACAACUUGUACAACGAAGCCGUUUACUUGGUGCGUUUCCUGUCCGACCUUGUCAACUGCCACGUGAUCGCUGCACCGUCAAUGGUGGCCAUGUUUGAAAACUUCAUCAGUGUUACUCAAGAGGAAGAUGUACCUCAGGUCCGGUCCGACUGGUUUGUGUACGUGGUUCUGUGCUGUCUGCCGUGGGUCGGCAAGGAGCUCUACGAGAAGAAGGACAUGGAGAUGGACCGGCUCCUCGGCCAGAUCGAGGCCUACCUCAAGGGUCGAGCGAAGGCGCACGUUGCCAUGCUGCGGGUGUGGACAGCGGAGAAGCCCCACCCACAAGAGGAGUACCUGGACUGCCUCUGGGCUCAGAUCCAGAAGCUGAAGAAAGACCGCUGGCAGGAGCGCCACAUCCUGCGUCCGUACAUCGCCUUCGACAGCGUGCUGUGCGAGGCCCUGCAGCACAACCUGCCCCCCUUCACCCCGCCGGGCCACAUGCCCGGCGCCCAGUACCCCAUGCCCCGGGUCAUCUUCCGCAUGUUCGACUACACCGACGCCCCCGAGGGUCCCGUGAUGCCCGGCAGCCAUUCUGUGGAGAGAUACGUCAUCGAGGAGAACCUGCACUGCAUCAUCCACACUCACUGGAAAGAGAGGAAGACGUGCGCGGCCCAGUUGCUGAGCUACCCCGGGAAGAACAAAAUCCCGCUCAACUAUCACAUCGUGGAGGUGAUCUUCGGAGAACUUUUCCAGCUGCCGACUCCGCCCCACAUCGACGUCAUGUACACCACGCUGCUCAUCGAGCUGUGCAAGCUGCAGCCGGGCUCGCUGCCGCAAGUCCUGGCCCAAGCCACAGAGAUGCUGUACAUGAGGCUGGAAACCAUGAACACCAGCUGCAUCGACCGACUAAUCAACUGGUUUUCUCAUCACUUGAGCAACUUCCAGUUUCGAUGGAGCUGGGAUGACUGGUCUGACUGCCUGACGGUGGAUCUGGAGAAGCCCAAGCCCAAGUUUGUCAAAGAGGUUCUGGAGAAGAGUAUGAGACUCUCGUACCAUCAGCGGAUGGUGGACAUCAUGCCCGCGACCUUCUCGGCGCUCAUCCCGGCCGAACCCCUCUUCAAGUACAAGUACGAGGACGAGAGCGCCGCUUCGUUGCCAGGUUACCCGGCGUCCAUCACCGUGGGAAACGCCAUAAAGAACCGGGCGUCCAACGAGGAGAUCCUGACCAUCCUCAAAGACGUGCCCAACCCCAACCAGGAGGACGACGAUGAUGAGGGCGAGAGCUUCAACCCUCUGAAGAUCGACGUGUUCCUGCAGACGCUGCUCCACCUGGCGGCCAAAUCCUUCAGCCACUCCUUCAGCGCCCUCGGCAAGUUCCACGAGAUCUUGAAGGUCCUGACGGAGUGCGACGAGGGCAAGCUGCACAUCCUGAAGGUGGUGUAUGAGGCGUGGAGGAACCACCCGCAGAUGAUCGCCGUGCUGGUGGACAAGAUGAUCCGGACCCAGAUCGUGGACUGCGCCGCCGUGGCCAACUGGCUGUUCUCCCAGGACAUGGCCCACGAGUUCAGCAGACUCUUCGUUUGGGAGAUUCUGCACUCGACCAUCCGGAAGAUGAACAAACACGUCCAGAAGAUCCAGCAGGAGUUGGAGGAGGCCAAAGACAAGCUGGAGAAGCAGCAGCACAAGAGGCAGAAGGACAGCGGGGACGAGGAGGACAUGGACAAGAACAGCGAGGACGAGGAGGGCCAGCUGGAGGAGCAGAUCGACCGGCUGCAGGAGAAGGUGGAGUCGGCCCAGAGCGAGCAGAAGAACCUCUUCCUCGUCAUCUUCCAGCGUUUCAUCAUGUUGUUGACGGAGCAUCUGGGCCGCUGUGAGACGGGCAUCGUGGACAUCAGCACGCCGUGGUACAAGAACUGCAUCGAGCGGCUGCAGCAGGUCUUCCUCAUGCACCACGUGACCAUCCAGCAGUACAUGGGAACCCUGGAGAACCUGCUGUUCACUGCCGAGCUGGACCUUCACAUCCUGGCCAUGUACCAGCAGUUCUGUGCCCUGCAGCUCUGAGACACACACACACACACACACACUGGCUCAUGUCAUUGGAUGAAAUGUGCAGACCUACACAUUAAUAACUACCAGCUCUUGCAUCAAGAAGAUCCUCAUUUUGGUUCUGUUUGUUUUUUUCCGUCGUGUGUUCGGUGACAUUCGUUUAGUUUGAGGACUUUUCAAAAAGUAGGAAUUCAAAAAGCCUCCAUUAUUUUGCUGGAGUGUUUCCCUUCUUCUUCUGUUGUUUUUAUUUCUGUCCUGGUUCCCCCCCGUUCUGCUCGUUCUCCUAUGAACGGGUCUUUUUAUUUUAAAAACUGUCCAGACGCAGCUGGAGCGACGAUGAUGAUGAUGAUGAUGUUGGGAGGCGGGGCUCGAGAGAGCGCUCUACCUUUUUUUAAUAUUUGUUUUAUGUGGAAUUGGGAAAUAAUUAAAACCUCUCCAGAGUCUUUA